This is a messenger RNA of Aureobasidium subglaciale EXF-2481, 580 nucleotides long. RefSeq lists its product as uncharacterized. Gene Ontology annotation, molecular function: chromatin binding; protein heterodimerization activity. Gene Ontology annotation, cellular component: FANCM-MHF complex; Fanconi anaemia nuclear complex. The transcript is spliced from 4 exons. The record is from RefSeq and is a predicted model, not a curated record. Bases 39 to 338 code for a protein of 99 amino acids. Gene Ontology annotation, biological process: replication fork processing; resolution of meiotic recombination intermediates. Lineage: Eukaryota; Fungi; Ascomycota; Dothideomycetes; Dothideales; Saccotheciaceae.
CGUGACAUCUCCACAAACUUCCCAAAAUAAGAAGAGCGAUGGCAGACAGACUGGAUGAAGACAAGGUCGAUCGCCUCAAGUCCUCCCUCUGGUACAGCAUAGGCACCAUAGUCGACGCCAUAGCACUUGACCAAGAUCUCAAUACCACGCCCCAGUUCAUCGGCUCCUUGACAGAGCUCGUCUGGAAUCAAAUCCUGGUGUCCGGCGCCGAUUUGGAGGAGUUUGCAAGACAUGCGGGAAGAGACACAGUUGACACGAAAGAUGUACUGUUGCUGGUUCGCAGAAACGAGCAGCUCAAAGAGGUUCUGGAGAGUGCAUUGAAGGAGAUCAAAAAGUGAUUCGUACGAACACAAAAGAGUAGGACAAUUCAAAGAUUGAAUUCGUGGCUACUAUGGGCUUCUUGCGCCGUGUCUAUCUUUUCGCACAAGAGACAGGGUGUGUUAUCCCAUGAGGCCUCAUUACACAGUAAGGGAUGUCAGUACUUGAGACGCAAUUGACACGAUGAAUGGCUGAGUAAAAACUUACACCAAAGGCAGGGUAUACGAAGCGGUUGGGAGGAUGCGUCUUUGAGAUGUUGUCC